This is a messenger RNA of Anopheles coustani, 6117 nucleotides long. RefSeq lists its product as uncharacterized. The record is from RefSeq and is a predicted model, not a curated record. NCBI's taxonomy places the organism in Eukaryota, Metazoa, Arthropoda, Insecta, Diptera, Culicidae. The transcript is spliced from 7 exons. Bases 59 to 5119 code for a protein of 1686 amino acids. Gene Ontology annotation, cellular component: nucleus.
UGUGCAUCUAAAAGCUAACAAUCAGCAGCACAAAUACGGCGUCCCGGCAAGAACAAGCAUGAAGCCGUGCUGCGAAAGCAAAAAGGUGAUGGAGGACACUGCAGUGAACGUGCAGAGAACGAGUGAUAAAUAUUGUACGCAUCAGCAGAAGCAAGCCAGUGCAGCAGCCGCCAGUGGUAACAUAGGCAGUGUUGGGGGUGGCGGCGGCAGUGGCAGUGGCGGAACCGUGAGUGCAAGUGCAGGGUGUUCAGGCAGUAACAAUAAUAAUACAAAUAACAGCAGCAGGAGCAAUAGCUGUAAAUCGUUUCCCAUAACGCAGCAGGCUCCUUCCCAUUUGGUGACGCCAACGAACCAUCAAUCUCGAGCGAGAUCUAUCGAUACAGAUUCUAAUACACCUUCGGCCACCGACGCUACCGUCAAUUCUGUCCCAGCACCAACAGCAGUAGCAACAGCAGCAACAGCAUCUUCUCUGCCGCUAGCUUCGUCAACAUCGUCAACAUCGAUGAACGCCGCGGCUACGUCGGAGUUGAAGAUGGUUGUGGAAAACGAGCAGCGACAGCAGUCAUCAAAAAAUCACGUAGACCAGUCGGCAGUGAAAAUGAUUGCUAAAAAUAAGGAUCAAUGUUCAACGCCGGCGAAGGACAACCAUGCUAGUGUCUGCAGUUCAGAUAAUGGUUUAUCAAAGAGCCACAAAAAGAAAAGGAGCAAAGAAAAAGAUCGAGAGCGAGAUAAGGCCCGAAAACGACGUCGUUCCGAGGACGACAUAUCCAACACGGAAGGGAACAAAAAUGAAUCUGCUAAGGAAGUGAAAAAUGGCAUUCCUAAUCCUAGCACGAGCGCCCCACCGUCCGGUCAUACACCCAGCAAGAAUGUAUCAUCAGCUGUGGCCAAUGUAGCAUCGCAUCCUUCUUCUACGUCCCCGCUUCCUGUUGCAUUUAUGGGCCCGGUGUCAAUACAAAACAAGGAAAAUCAUCAUCAACAACAGUUGGCCGAGUUUGCGGCGGCACACCAAGCUAUCAAACUGGAACUCUCUAUCGAAACGACACCAUCGAUCCCAGCGUCAGCAGGUGCUGCCGCCGCACUGCUCAUCAAUCACGGUGCUCCGGUUAUGGUUGGUACCUCGGCCACCGCUGCAGCUGUGGCAGCAGUGGCUGCCAGUUCCAGCACCCCGAUAUCUCCCGUCAAUUUGCUGCUCAAUCUGGAACGUAGCAAAAAUGAUCUAGCGAACGCCAACGUCAAGAAGCAGGAUGUGUUUAUCAAGAAGGAGUACCUCCCGGCCAAGACCAAGUUGCUGACAAAACAGGAAAAAACACGAGAUGAUGUUACGAGGGCGUUGAAUUUUGGCGAUGGAAACGAAAAAACAAGUGGAACCACUACACCAACACCAAUUAGCACUACAGCAACGACUGGCACCGGAACAGGGUGUUCGAGCAUCGGUGGAAAUAGUGUAACGCCAAAUGCCACCAGCAACAGCAACUCCAAUACCCUCAUGUGCGUCGCAAACAACGUAACGGUGCCGGGUGGCAACAUCAGUACAAGUACAAGUACACCCAGCUUCGCGCUAGCAAGUAGCAAUAAAGCGAAUUCCAACAUUUUAAUCAAGAUCGACUCUCCCAAGAACGCCGAAGAGAAGGUCAUCGUGAAGAAGGAGCCCGGAAUAACACAGCCCCUGUCUGGAGGAGCUUGUCCAAAUGCAGCGUCUGAUGAGGGAGGCAAAUUAUCGGUGGUGUUGGAGGAUUUAAAAGAAAAACCCAUUAACGGUACGCCAUCCAACGAUGGGACGAUGGGAAAAAGCUUACUAAUGUCGGUAAAAAAAGAUGUCCAGCGGAUCUCCGAAUCGCCCGUUAAGCAGGAAUUGCCCCUAUCCGACAACACCACAGCAUUAAACAAUUCCUCUAUUGGUGCGUACAAAGUUGGCUCCAAUUCAUCCACCUCAACAUCGGCGCAUAAAAGCGGAAACGGUGGCACGACACAAAGCAGCAGCAGCAGUAGCAGUCGGGAAUGCUCGCGUUGUUACAAACGGUCGAAAAUCAAGCGUGCCAAUAUUGGUAUUCAAUGCAGACGGGGAGGAGGAGGAGGCGGAGCUAGCUCGUCGAGCACAUCAACAUCGGUUGCGUUGCAAGAAGCACACGAAUCGAGCGCUCGCAUCGGCUCCAUCAAUCGAAGCUCCAAUUGCCAUUUGCGUUCCAAGCUACUCGAAGGGCUUAAGUAUGGAAGAUUUAUGCGCAUCGAAGUUCAUCCGAACGGUGGUGCGUCUGUGGUGCAUAUGUAUCAGGACGAAAUUGGCGUCCUUUCGGAGGUGGAGAUGGAGGAGCUGGUGCAGGAAUUUUUCCAAGUAGUAUUCGCCGAAGAUGAAGACGGCUUUGCGCACCAUGUGAUGGGGAUCGUACACGAUGCGGCCGCGUAUCUACCCGAUUUGCUGGAGCAUAUGGCGGAAAACUAUGCGAACCUCACGGUUAAGGCCGGUGUUUUGGGUCGCAACUCAGAUAUAGAAACGUGCACAAUGAAUCAGUACAAUGAACAGGUGGUGAAAAACUAUUCGCAAGGAACUGUACGCUAUGGACCACUGCAUCAGAUCAGCCUGGUAGGAAAAGUUCACGAAGAAGUUGGUGGCUACUUUCCCGAUCUCUUGAAGCGUUUGGAGGAUAACCCAUUUCUGAACAAGGCCAUGCCUUGGGGAGAGCUUUCAAUAGUUCAAAUGGAUCCUCGACUCUCAAACGAUGGCCCGAUCUUGUGGAUUCGACCCGGCGAGCAGCUUGUGCCUACGGCUGAAAUCAAUAAAACUCCUUUAAAGCGUCAGCGUACCAGGAUAAAUGAGUUGCGGAAUUUACAAUAUCUUCCACGAUUGUCCGAAGCUCGCGAAACUAUGAUCGAAGAUCGCACAAAAGCACACGCCGACCAUGUCGGACACGGGCACGAUCGCAUGACCACGGCAGCAGUGGGCGUUUUGAAAGCAGUCCGUUGCGGUAUACCGGACGAGUUGAAUCGCAUAACGAAGGAUGUUGUCGCGUUUGACGCACAUUGCUUCCCGCAUCUGGUGGAGAAACUGCAGCUUGAUCUGCACGAGCCUCCGAUCUCGCAGUGCGUGCAAUGGGUAGAAGAUGCAAAGCUUAAUCAACUGCGCCGCGAAGGCAUUCGCUACUCGCGCAUCUCGCUGUAUGACAACGACAUCUACUUUCUGCCACGCAACAUAAUUCAUCAAUUCCGCACGGUAACGGCGGUGACGAGUAUCGCGUGGCAUCUGCGGCUGAAGCAGUACUAUCCGGAUCAGCAUGUCGUACAGGAGAUUGCUAACGGGUAUGAGGUCGAUCCGCCGCACUACAAGGAAAAACAAACCAUCCUGCCCCACCCGGUGUCGGCGGAAGGUGAACGAAAACACACUCCGAUCAAACGUUCGCACGACGGUAAACCAAAGAAGCUUGAGCCGAAGAAGGAGCCUCCGCCGCUUGCGGCCCAAACGUCACCGAAGCCUGUUAAGGUGACGGAGACGAUUGAAAAACUGGCCGCGAAGGAGGCAAAAAUUGACAUGCGCAAACUGAUACGGGAUGAUAAACGGUUGUCCGUAGACGGAUCUCUACGCACGCCCCGAAAAUCUUCUACAACCCCCGAGAGAGGUUCGGAAAAGAAAUCCAACUCUGGCUGCGGGCAGUCCGGUCUCAAGACUGCAUCUUCUUCGUCGACGCCGACCAAGCACGGGGCACGGAGCACGGAAGAGGCUGGGAGUAGUAGCUCGAAGAAGGACAAGAGCCAAUCGUGCAGCGAACGAGACAGGGAUCGUGAUCGGAAGCGAAACCGUGACCGGGAGCGCGAGCGAGACGGAGACCGGGAUCGCGAUCGAAGGGAUCGCGACAAAAAGGAAAGUCGUGAUCGUGACCGGGAGAAGGAUCGUGAACGGAAUAAGGAUCGUGACCGAGAGAAGGAUCGCAAUCGCGAUCGGGAACGAGAACGUGAUCGCGAUCGAGACCGGGAGCGCGGUCGUGAUAAAGAACGUCGACAUCAUAAACAUCAAUCGAGUUCCUCUUCGUCAACGCCCAGCCGAAAGUCGUCCUCGUCGUCCUCCAAGCGCAGUCACGGAAAGCCGGAUCAGGAAACCGAACAGGAAAAUCGAAAGCUUUCGUUCCACUCUGUACCAUCUUCGCAGAGUGGCAGUGCAAGUAGUAGCCGCCGAGAGUCUACCUCGAGUGUGUCGCGGGACAAAGAACAGCCCGUCGUUGGUCCGCUUCCUAUGAUGCCACCUAGCAGUUCGUCGGAGGUUGAUUCUAUCCCCCUCACAUCGACGGAAGCUGUCAGUCGCGCAACCACUACCAAUUCGCCCAUUGAACCAUCGCAACCAAAUGAUUCGUUAGAAGCGACAAAUAUGAAUGGCCUUCCCGAACAACGAGUCUCCGACGCUUCUAAAACCGACUCUGAGCCUGUGAUAACUGCAACCGAAGUAAAAGUGGUGACGGCAUCCCAGCCGGAAGCAUCGUCUGUCGCACAAACAGCCGAUGCUACUGUACCACAAAAACCGCCCCCCUCCGAACCAACAUCACAACAAGACAACGGAGAACGCAGUAAAUCACUUUGUGGAGACAACAGUAUGUAUGCCGGUCUGAAGACAAACCGAAUAGUUCAUCCGCCGGUAGCACCAUUGGCGGCUCCACCACUUCCUAUUUCUUCACCACCGCUAGCUCCUCCACCCCCACCACCUCCGCCUCCGCCACAGCAAGACAUGGAGGAGGCUCCAACGAGAGAUAAAUGGGAAAUUACUGUUGACUCUACACAAAGUUCCGCGACGAAUGCCGAUGACACCUCCGUGACACCAAAAGUGAAAAAAAGUAUUCAACAUACCGCUUUCAGCAAUAUAAGCAACAGCAACAGCAGCAGCAAAACCGGUAGCAGCAAUUCUACUACCAGCAGUAGUAGUAGUAACCGUAGUAAUACUAUAUCCAACAGUAGCGGUAAGAUUUACAGUAGUAGCGACAGUGUUAAGAAAAGCAAUAGUUGUAUCACUGCAGCUGCAGACCCCGAUGAGACCGCUACUGCUGGCCACAGUCAUAAGCAAUCCAGUGAUCUGCUGAGCACGAUAAUAGCCAGCAUGGAAAGUACCGCCGCGAAUCAAAGUGCUUCGAAUUUUUAAGGCCGGAGUUAUGUAAGCUAUUGUGCUUGUUUGGUGAGCAUGGAAAACCCAGCUGUUGUUAUUUAUCCCCCGAUUCGGUCAUAGUUUUGAUACUUAAAUUCAAUUCUCCCAUCAACAACAGGCUCGUUGAGGUCUGCCACUCCUCUGACUUUCAUUACAACAGCCCCGUUUUUAACUAAGGUUUAUUGGUUUGUGAUCUCCCCAUCACGCAGUAUAAAAAUGUAGUGCACACUACGCCUUAGCAAUAGUUAUAGUUAGAGGAAAGUCUAGAAAAUACUUCUGCUCGAAAACGUAUGCCGAACCGCGUGGAGGGGAGAAGAGAGGUGACGCUGACGAUUUUAUUAAUGACUUUUCUUCACCAAAAGGAAAUACCCCUUUUGCGUACUUUAUUCAACUUAGGUUAAUGUUUAUUGCAGUGUACAGUUGAAGCAAAUAGAAGCACAGAGUAAUCCAUUGUUUGGUUAGAGCGCUACGAAAGAUAUGAUAAAUACUCCACAAAUUCAAAUGCAAAGGAACCGAACCCGUCAAGAAGAAGAUAAGAUUUUCGCAAAACGUGUCUGACACGUUAUCCUUAAGUGCAAAAAGAGAAUGGCGCAACCAACGAAAUACACAUUGAAUCACAAACGAAAGUAGCACCAAACAGUUAAAUUCUGUUUUUAUAUAUUGUAUGUAUGUUUUAGAGCUUCCACAACUUUCGCCGAGUCAGUUAAUGUGUUUUUUUUUGUAAUAUUUAUAUGAUAUUUUGUAUAUUGUAAUCAAAAACGAUCCUUUACUUGCGUGUAAAAAGGGUUUUCUAUUUAAAAACCACUUGGAAAUUUAACAAAGAUGAACCAUACACGGUUCGAUGAUUUUUAUGCAAAAACCCCUUUAUAUUUAGGACAGCGGCCGAAAUAACAUUUACAACAACAAAAACCCUAACUAAGUUUUAGUAAACUAAGAGCCCUUUAAAUGAUGAAUAGUAUUGUUUAAAAACACAACAAGGAUAGAAUAUAAACAGU